Molecule: messenger RNA, 1659 nt
Organism: Nezara viridula (southern green stink bug)
Lineage: Eukaryota; Metazoa; Arthropoda; Insecta; Hemiptera; Pentatomidae
Source: the annotation of a GenBank genome assembly
GGCGGCUACAGCAAUGAACUGUCUUCUCUUCAUCUUGAUCGUCGCGGCCGCUUCGGCCCUACCGAGGACAAGGCUGGGAGCCGGAUCUCGAACCAAACGAACGACCGAACAUAUAAUCAGAGAUUGUAUGCUAGUGACGAGCGAACCUGGGCAUUACUUCUACAAAGCUCCCGGGGACGACCCUACGGUAUGCGGGGUCUACCUCAUGACAGACCCCGACAAACUUAUCGAACUCCAGUUCGACUACCUGGACCUGCCGUGUAGUUCUGGAGGAUUGGUAGCGUUCGUGGACGGCUGGGAGCUGAACGGAGGAUACUUCCCCAGCCCGGGCGAGCACCGACUGCCCAUCGAGGACCGCGUCUCCGAGUUCUGUGGGAUGACAAGGCCUAGCAGGGCCUUCAUCAGCUCCCAGAACGCGGCCCUCAUCCAGUACCGGGUACCCAAGAGGUCCAGGGGGUUCUCCUUCAGGGUCAAUUUCCUGAAGAACCCCACUCCCUGUAACGUGCUGGUUGAAGGCCUGGAUGUCUGGACAAUCCGGAACUACGGGAAGUCGACCAAUUGCAGUUUGACUACACUCUACCCCGCCCAGAUCAGCCUCCUCUCCCUCAGCGUAGGAGUCAGUCUUCCUGGGGACACCUUCAAGAUAGAAACUGGAACGAUGCGCAAGUGUGAGGAAACGGGACUUAAAGAUUUUGUGGAGAUCAGCGGCGGCAUGGACUUGUCCACCCCUAAGCUCAUUCAAGCCAACACCUUCUGUGGAAUAGACUCUUAUCCAGGACACCUAGUGGAGACAGUGCUGUGCGGUAUCGCUACGAUCAGGUUGGUGUCGAGCGGUGAGUUCGACAAUGCAGUGACUGUAGGGAUCAGCCAAGCCACCGAAGAAGCACUCAAUUCCCCAGCUCUCAUUUGUCCUUAGACAACUAACAUCUACAACUUGGCGUUACUUAAUAGGCUCACUUUCAAUUUAAUUUGUUGAAUAAUGGCUUUCCUUUAUUAAUUUUUAUUUUAUAUUAUUUUAUUAAAAGUUUUUAAGAUCUAUUAUUUUGAAUUUUGGAAAGUUCAUUCUAGUCAAGACCUCUCUUGAAAGAGGGUUGUCUCUUUCAUUUGGCUGUCAUUUUUUAAAGACUGAUUAUUUUACAGAGAACACUUUAGUUCUUUAUUUUUUAUUUAUUAUUUAUUGAAAUAUUAAUAAAACUAUAUUAGACUUGUUCUUUAUAAUAUAAGUCGAAGAAAUAAUCCAUGUUCUGAGACUACUGUAUAAUCUAUAUGUAGUUAGUUGAGAAUUUAGUUAAAAAAUAAAUGUUCCCUCUCCAUCAGAUAUUACAAAACUCUUUUUGUUACUUAUGUGUUUUAUUUGUGAAAAAUUAUAAUACAAACUAAUAGUGACAUAAUAAAUGUCAAAAUAUGGAAAUUGUAUAUAGACUUAGUAUUUGAAGGAUCACAGGUAUAAUAGUUAUCAUUCAAGGGAAGAGUUUCAUUAUACAAUAGAUUGUAUUGAGAGAAGAGAGCUCGAUUUCCUUGUUCAAAUCCAGCCGGUUUAGAUUUUACCAAUGUCUUGAAAACUUCCAAAAAGUAUCUGAAGUCCAGAAUACGAAUAUAAACGAAAGAAAAAUAAAAGAUUGUACCUACUGCUUCAGUUAUUAUAUUUAAAACCUGAAU